AGUGAUAUCAAAACUCAAUUAUUAAACAGUUGUAGAUAAAAUGCUCAAGCUUUGUUUUGUGGUUGUUAUUGUUGGAAGUUUUCUGCAAAGUUUAGAAGCAACCUUUUGUGACAAUGUCAUAUUUAAUAAUGGAGAAAUAACUGAAUCAAAGAAGUCUCCAUAUCCUGUGGGAACCGUCCUUACUUUCGAAUGUGACAUUGGAUACAAAGGCGUUGGAACCAAUCAGAUAAACUGUUUAAGUAAUGGAAAAUGGUCAGAUCCUGUUCCUUACUGUCAAGAUUCUUAUGCCUUCACUUGAAAUUCGUUCAGCCGUGAUACCGAAUUAGAGGUUUUUGUUCAUAAUUAUAAGAUUCAAUACCAGCUGUCAUUCUAUUAUACAAACCACCACCCGUAAUUU
Styela clava is the source of this 397-nucleotide messenger RNA. The record is from RefSeq and is a predicted model, not a curated record. Lineage: Eukaryota; Metazoa; Chordata; Ascidiacea; Stolidobranchia; Styelidae.